Molecule: messenger RNA, 836 nt
Organism: Malania oleifera
Lineage: Eukaryota; Viridiplantae; Streptophyta; Magnoliopsida; Santalales; Ximeniaceae
Exons: 6
Coding region: 243-647 (134 amino acids)
Cellular component (GO): cytoplasm; nucleus
Molecular function (GO): protein folding chaperone; protein-folding chaperone binding
Source: RefSeq, a predicted model, not a curated record
AAAGUGAAAUUCUAUGAUAUUUUUUGGAACUCAUCGAUUUUUUUAACAUCUAAUAAAUUCCAAGAAUCAUAGAAUCUUACAAAAACAAUUUUAAAAUUUUCAACAACCAUGGGAGUUGGGAGUUGGGAGUUGAAAAUUGAGCUUUGACGGCUGUCCUUCUGAUAUGAAAAUCUAAUAUAAAAUAUUAAUUAACAAGCUACAGCAAUCGGAGACGACAGCCCGGGAGGGGAAACAGUUGAGAGAUGCAGGUGGAUGAAGCCAGAAUAUUGCUAGGGUUUCCUCCCAAUUCUCGCCCUACACAAUUCCAGGUUAAAUCGGCGUACAAGAAGAAGGUAUGGGAGUCUCAUCCUGACCGUUUUCCAGUUCAUGAAAAAUGUCAUGCAGAGUCGCAGUUUAAAUUGAUUUCAGAAGCUUAUUCUUGCCUGCGUUCUGGUGCAAGAGCAGGAGGUUCAGCCCCUGCUGCAUACACACAAGUUGUGAGAACUGGAGUUCCAAGGGCAUAUGUCAGGAGAAGAAAUCAUUUCAUGAUUAGGGUCCCAUUCUUCCUCAUUGUUCUAGGAACAGUUGCACUUGGUGGAUUAAAUGUUACCAGGGCUUAUAAAAGGCAAAAGGAGGUGUACCCCUCUCACAAUCCUUUUCUCCCUUGAUAUGAAACCAUAAGGAGGUACUGGAAUCAUUCUGGACUUGGUUUUGUUGUCUGUUUUCUGCUUUUACAUUGUACUUGUAACCCAUUGGUAUAAGACAGCAUAGUAAUAGCUGCUUCAAAUGUAAUUACUUAAAACUUAAUGGUUGUUGGACAAUUGAAACCUAAUCAGUGGAAAUUGUCAUUGUAAACA